Rangifer tarandus platyrhynchus (Svalbard reindeer) is the source of this 1002-nucleotide messenger RNA. The record is from the annotation of a GenBank genome assembly. NCBI's taxonomy places the organism in Eukaryota, Metazoa, Chordata, Mammalia, Artiodactyla, Cervidae.
AUGAAUCCUUCACUCCUGCUGACAGCCCUUUGCUUGGGAAUAGCUUCAGCUGCUCCAGAAUUUGACCACAGUUUAAAUACACAAUGGAAAUUGUGGAAGGCAGAACACAGGAGACUGUAUGACUUGAAUGAAGAAGGAUGGAGAAAAACGGUGUGGAAGAAGAAUAUGAAAAUGAUUGAACUGCAUAAUCAGGAAUACAGCCAAGGGAAAUAUAGCUUCAGCAUGGCGAUGAAUGCCUUUGGUGACAUGACCAAUGAAGAAUUCAGGCAGGUGAUGAAUGGCUUUCAAAGGCAGAAGAACAAGAAGGGGAAAGUGUUGCAAGAAACUAUCUUUGCUUCGAUUCCCCCGUCCGUGGAUUGGAGAGAGAAAGGCUAUGUAACUCCUGUGAAGAAUCAGGGUAAGUGUGGUUCUUGUUGGGCUUUUAGUGCCACGGGUGCCCUUGAAGGACAGAUGUUCCGAAAAACUGGCAAACUUGUUUCACUGAGUGAGCAGAACCUGGUGGACUGCUCUCAGCCUGAAGGUAAUCACGGUUGUCAAGGCGGCCUCACAGAUAAUGCCUUCCAGUAUGUUUUGGACGUUGGAGGCCUGGACUCAGAGGAAUCCUACCCAUACACUGGAUUGGUUGGCACCUGCCAUUACAAUCCCAAAAAUUCUGCUGCUAAUGAAACUGGUUUCAUGGACCUCCCUAAGCAGGAGAAGGCUCUUAUGAAGGCAGUGGCAACUUUGGGCCCCAUCUCUGCUGCUAUAGAUGCAGGCAAUCCAUCUUUCCAGUUCUAUAAGUCAGGCAUUUAUUAUGAGCCAAAAUGCAGCAGUGAAUCCGUGGAUCAUGCUGUUCUGGUAGUUGGCUAUGGCUUUGAAGGAGCACACUCAGAUGACAAUAAAUAUUGGCUUGUCAAAAACAGCUGGGGUGAACACUGGGGCAUGAAUGGCUACAUAAUGAUGGCCAAAGACCGGGACAACCACUGUGGAAUCGCCACCAUGGCCAGUUAUCCUUCUGUCUAA